This is a messenger RNA of Daphnia pulicaria, 2138 nucleotides long. RefSeq lists its product as uncharacterized. Gene Ontology annotation, molecular function: zinc ion binding; nucleic acid binding. The transcript has 10 exons. NCBI's taxonomy places the organism in Eukaryota, Metazoa, Arthropoda, Branchiopoda, Diplostraca, Daphniidae. The record is from RefSeq and is a predicted model, not a curated record. The coding region runs from base 263 to 1960 and encodes 565 amino acids.
AGUUUGUUGUUUCGAUAGUCCCAAGCUAUAAAAUCAAGGCUUUUUAUACCUUCCUUUUUUGUGUGUGAUUUUGCACAUCUGUGGGGCACAGACAGCAAAGUAGCCAGCUUUUUAAAGAAAAAUUAAGAUAUCGUAGAGAUUGUUGACAACCCCAGGGCCAUAAGAAAAUACCAAAACAGCUUCCCUAGAGAAGAGGCAAAGCUAUUGGGAUUUUGGAGCUAUUGGACCCUAUGAAGGCUAAAGAAUAGGGAUAUCUGAAAUCAUGUCCGGAAAUAACUUCCCAGCCGGGCAAUCACCUUAUUCUAUUAACUUGCCAUUUGGCUAUGCGUCAAACGGGUCAACAAAUCCUACAGCUACAGUCGAAAUGCCUUGGAAUAUGAACUUAUUCAACUGUAUGAACAAUCAAGCUGAAGGGUAUUGGCCUAAUUAUCAAUUUCAGCCAUUCCAACCACCACUUCCGCAGUUCCCUCCACCACAACAGCCUCCUCCUCCUCCUUCAUUUCCACCACAAGAGAACUGGCCAAAUGGUUAUUCCAAUCAGCAGCAGGGUAGCAUCUCUGGAUUAACAACCUAUCAGACUGGAAAUAACGUGAUGCCAUAUUAUUUCUCCCAAUACCAGCCUCAACCAACAUACCAGCCAGCAUUUUCCACAUUCAAUCAAGUAACUCAAGGUGGAUUUUAUGUUGACGGCAAUGCUGCUGGAUCGAAGAAAGUUAAGGCUCAACAAGGUGAAAUUAAACACAUGCCCAAAAUAUCCUGGAACAUUGUUUCUGCCUCAGUAACUGGUACAACAGGCGAAAUUAAUAGCAAAGAAGACGUGAUUAAUAAUGGAGGAGUUGAAAGCUCGGCAAUAGAAACUGUUGCUUGUAAAAUGUCGAGUUCCAAAGUAGACACAACGCACGUCGAAGUAGCCAGCACAAAUGGUGAUGGCGAUGAAAACGGAGGGUGUCCGACAUACGGGCCCCACCGUGGAGUUACUACUAACGGAGUUGAGUCCAUUAUUAAUAAAAUUUUGGCCGGUGAUAAAGUAGGAAGGAUUGUCUGCGCUUACUGUAAAACAUCGGGACACAGAGCCAGAUCAUGCCCCAUAAAGCCUUGUUUUAUAUGCGAUAAGACCGGACACAGGCCCAAAAGUUGUCCAAAUCGGAAUAAAAGUGGAAAUGAGCAUCGGAAGAUAAAUAGAAGUAAGAGAGUAGCCAGCAACAAGACCGCCACUCAUACACAUCUGGAUUGGAGGAAAUUGACAUCACAAUCAACUAUUCCACUAUGUGCAACCGGAGCUAAUGCAAUCCCCAGAGGGAACGAAAGGCCCCUGUCCGUUAACAAACAGUCAACACAAAGCUCCUUGAUUAGCACAGCUUCAAUUGUUGACGAUAGUAACCUCGACAUUCCCCUGAACGAAAUCCCGAGAAGUAAAGCGAGCAAACAAGUAUCAGCUGAAGAUGGCUGUUCCAGUCCCCCUUGCAGAAAAAGAGGAAGAUCCUGCGACUCUCUUUCCAUUGAGAAAAAUGUUAAUGACAAAUUCAUUUCAUUGGAUAGUUCGAUCAAAGGACUUCCCCGGGAGGAAUUAGAACGAAUUAUAAUGGCAUAUGACGGUAUGAUGGCUGAUAUGGAAAAAGAGCUGAAUCUUUCAAAAGAAAGGGCGGAUACCUUAGAGCGUGAGGUGAUAAGUCUGAGGGUCAAAAGCGAAAGACGCCAAUCUGUUGGCGAACAAAUAGACGAGUUGACCAACGACGUUACGGCUGACCAACAGAACAGUUCUGAACUAACUGAUGCUGUCAAAAUCGAACGGAUUGAAGGUUCUUCUGCAUCUUAUAUAAACGUGUACACUAAUUCUACUGAUAAGGAUCGCCCAAAAGGAAUUCCUCGUUCACCAUCUGCCACUGUUCCUUGUAUUUUCGAAAUGCCAACAGAAAACAUUAACUCAAACAAAGUAGUGGUGAAAACAGAAAAGUUGUAGAAAAUUUCUACCCUGAGUUAGAACAUUUAAUUUCAACCUAGUUUAGAAAUCCGUUUCCCAUUUAAUAUCAAUCUUGGAUUGAUAUCUGUUUAAUAAUUCAGAAAAUGAAUGUGUUGUAUGAAUUUACAUGGAAUCAUCUACUCCUGAUUAGAUAAAGAAAACUUUUUUCCAGGUUCUA